CAUAUCACGUGAUAUAUAUGCUAUCUCCGCCAGCUCUGCUUGCGAUUGGGGCUGUUGGAGAUGGUGCACAAGCUUGAUCGCUGCUCCACUUUAUGUGUUCUGAUACGUUUAUAUAUUCCUAUAUUUUCAAUUCGUUGAACACUUCACUUGCUAUUUGCAGGCGAAGCUAAAAUACCGACCUGAGUCGCAAGAAUCGUGCCGCGGCAUCUCCCUGAAGUUUCCUCUCUCCGGCCUCAUGGCGACGAUGAUGGAGGAGGACGAUGACGAACUCUACGACCCCACAUAUAUUGCUCCUUCCACUGAGGCAUCCAAAGACGCUGACGCACAUUCUGGCGGAGCAAAGCUAGCCGAGGCAGAGAACAAGGCACAGGAGGAAGAACAAGAGGUAGAGGAGGAGGAGGAAGAGGAGGAGGAAGAUGAUGAUGACUUUAAAAUCAUAACGGAGGCCCCUCCGGACGCCGUAAUUGAGCAACCUUCCCGACAUUCUAUCCUUCGAAACGAAUCUCUACGACCUUCGUCGGUGGAAGCAACAAGCGCACCUAAACCUUCUACUCCAUCUAUCGCCCCAAAAGUUGAAACACCCGCUCUCCCUCACGCCACAGCCGCGAAGCCAGUAGCCCCUCAAAAACCAGGUUCAGCUUACCCUGCUCAACAUACAUCAACUAUAGAUAUCAACGCAAACCCCGUCCACCCUACUACCAACAAACCUAUUCUCUCCACCGAUUUAGAUGCCGAUUUCCCCACAGAAAAUGACAAACCAUGGCGCAGGCCGGGAUCAGACAUGACCGACUAUUUCAACUAUGGUUUUGACGAAUUUACUUGGGCGAGUUACUGUUUGAAACAGCAGACAUUACGAAAGGACAUCGUUGACCAGAAAAAACAAAUGGAGGAAAUGCACGCAUUCCUAGGUGGCGGUCUACCUGGAAUACCAGGUCCAAACCCAGGCCCAGGUCCAGGGACUCCAAAUAUAGUGCCUGGUGGAGGUACUCCAGGCCCGGGCCCAGGACCACCGCAAGCCACCGGUCCUCCUCCCAAUGCAAUACCAGGAAUGUCUCCUGGUAUGGGUGACAUGUCGCAGGAAAUGAUGCAAGGAAUGUUUACGAGCAUGAUGGCGCAGGGACUGGAUCCUGCCUCAAUGGAUCCGAUGACUUUCAUGCAGCAUGCACAGGCAAUGAUGGGAGGAGGCCAGCCUGGGCCCGGUCCGGGUCCGGGCCCGGGUGGUCCUAGCGGUCCGCCGGGUGGCCAGCCAGGUUUUGGUGGACCAGGUCCCGGACAACCGUUUGGUGUACCAGGCGGAGGCCAGCCGCAGAUGGGAUACGGCGGAUACGAGCAAAGGGGUGGUGGAUUUGUUAGAGGGAAGGGUGGGCGAAGGUGGUAACAAAGGUCCACCAAGAGUUAAAUUGCUUGAUGCUUUUUUAUUUGAAGGCUGAUAUUUCCUGGGUUGGAUGAUAUUGUCCUUGCUUUAUAUAGGCAUUCUCCUGUUUGAUUUGGGCUAUCUAGGCGUUGUUUUCGUAACCAAAUGGACCAUACAAUGAAAUAUAAAAUGAAUUUUCCCCAUGGACAUUGAACAAUUCUUAAAUGUCUAUUGGCAGUUGAUACCGCGGUAGAAAUUCCGUGUUAAAGCA
Blastomyces dermatitidis ER-3 is the source of this 1625-nucleotide messenger RNA. Its product is annotated as pre-mRNA polyadenylation factor fip1. The transcript is spliced from 4 exons. Gene Ontology annotation, molecular function: RNA binding. Gene Ontology annotation, cellular component: mRNA cleavage and polyadenylation specificity factor complex. NCBI's taxonomy places the organism in Eukaryota, Fungi, Ascomycota, Eurotiomycetes, Onygenales, Ajellomycetaceae. The record is from RefSeq and is a predicted model, not a curated record. Bases 236 to 1378 code for a protein of 380 amino acids.